Messenger RNA from Cydia strobilella, 1446 nucleotides. Its product is annotated as three prime repair exonuclease 2-like. Gene Ontology annotation, cellular component: cytoplasm. Gene Ontology annotation, biological process: DNA catabolic process. Bases 161 to 850 code for a protein of 229 amino acids. Gene Ontology annotation, molecular function: 3'-5'-DNA exonuclease activity; nucleic acid binding. The transcript has a single exon. The record is from RefSeq and is a predicted model, not a curated record. NCBI's taxonomy places the organism in Eukaryota, Metazoa, Arthropoda, Insecta, Lepidoptera, Tortricidae.
GCGACUGCGCUCCGUUGUGCUUAAAAUACUUAUCUAUUUUGCAAUUAAAAUACUUGUGCAACGAACUGUGAGAGUGUAGACCAAAUUCCGUGGUUAAUAUUGUGACUUUAUACAAAUCACGUGAACUCAACGACGCAUAUUUCAAGUUGCAAUUUGCACCAUGGCACCGAUUGCAACUUACGUGUUUUUAGAUCUUGGAACGACCGGCCUACGUAGUACAGAUCCUAAUAUAACAGAGUUACAUAUGAUAGCGUUCAGAUGUGAAGAUCUUCGACAAUAUUUUCGGGAUGGAGGCGAAGAACAUGAUGCGAAACUUCGAGAUUAUGAAACACUCCACUGCCGACUUGAAAAUCAUGUGAUGUGGCAUAUAAGUGAUAUAAGCGAAGAAGGGGAAGACUACGACUUGUACAAGAAAUGUAGCCUGAAGGAUAAGACGGUCACUUUUCUUGAAGAUUUGGAAAAACCCGUAUGUCUGAUUGCUCACAGCGGAAAUAGAUUCGAUUUUCCUUUAUUGAAAGAUGAACUAGCUGAUGCUGAAGGGUUUUCACCGAAAGAUAUUGUUUGUGCUGAUACAAUGGCCGCUUUCUAUGAUAUUUUCGAACCAGAUUCUAAAAAGACUUCUUAUAAAGAAAGAAGAAGAGGAUCUUUUCCAUGGCCUGAUUAUCAUUUUGAUAAAAUGAGUUAUCGCUUGGAAGAUGUGUAUAAAAGAAUGUUUGGAGUUAAACCUAUGCUAGAAGAUGCUAAGGAUCGCAACAAGGCACUGGUGAAGAUUGCUUUGGAUCAAGGCUUUGAGUUUAUGCUCUGGGUGGCUGAAAACAACAUGCCAUUUACUUCUUUUUUUAAAUUGUAAUUUAACACGAAUAAUGCCAUGUAAUGAAGGGAAUAAUCUAUAUGGGCGAAUGAACUUUUGCACUGACACUUUUCACGUCGUUGACGUUACGAACAUGUCUCUGGAGUUACCAAGAAAUCACAUUGAUGGAGCAUAUUAUCGCUAUUGAUUUAACGCAUAACGCAUUAUAUAACGCAUAUAAAAGUAAUAUACCUAUAAGAUAAAUUUAGGAAAAGUUUUUAAACGAUAUGUAAAUCAUGGACAGAAUCUAAUGUCGGUCUAAAAGUUGAUUGGCCCAUCUAUCUUUACUUGUACAUGCUUGUACUAAGUUUGGUCGUACCUUAUUCUAAAUUUUUUUUUUUGCUCAAGUCUAUCCUAAAAGGUAAUGAAAGUGAAUUUCAUAUGCUUAUUUUCUAAUUAUAGUUUGCUUACCUAACAAGAGUUAUAUUGAGAUUUGAAAUUGUGCCAGUUUACCGUAAAAAUCUAAACAAAUGAUUUGUUGAAUGUAUUCGCAAUGUUUGCAUUGGUUUUCAAAUAAAAUGGCGUAUAAAGGUUCUCUGGUUGAGAUCGCUCAUUAGCAAUAAAUCCGUCUGAAUAUCAUGAGGGUCGUUUCAUGU